AUGGUCAUUGAAGCCCCAUCUUCAUCUAGCCAUGUUAGUGGAGACACCGUUGGAACUAAAAUCCCAAUACUUCCGGAAGGUGAUGGUUUUUUCAGGCUUGAUCAUCAUAAAUUGGUAGUUGCAGAAAUUUCCCACAUCAUACGCACUCAUUUGAGUGAGGGAAAACCAUCAUGGAAGAAAUUAUCAUCUAAUCAAAGAGAUUCUUUCUUUGACUUAUUUCAGAAAAAGUUUUCAUGGCCACCGGAACACAAGGUUACGGUGCGACGUAACUUUGAAAGAAGAGGUGCAGCAAAGAUGUCUCAGCUACUACAAGAUGUUCGCAAAGACUUGGAGUAUAGACCGGGCUGGAUGGGAGCUGAUGUGUGGCAGCAAUUAUUGGAACAUUGGAAUUCGUUAAAGUUUAAAAAAGCAUCUGAGACGAAUAAAAGAAACCGGUCUUCUAUGGAUGGCGCAUCUCUUCACACUGGAGGGUCUAUUCCUCAUCGUUUGCAUUGGAAAAGAAUGAGAAAGGAAAAGGGUGCAGAUCCAUCAUUGACCGAGUUCUAUUUUCGCACACAUCGGAAAAAGGAUCAAAGUUGGGUUGGAGUUCAUGCUGAAUCUGCAUAUGAUAAAUUUGAACAGAAAAAGUUGGAGAUUUCUUCUCAGAAUCCAACUAUUCCAGGAGAGGACGAAGCUGAUAGUCAACCAACUAAUGAAAUGCCACCUGAUUUGGAUAUAUGGGUAGAGUCGGUUGGAAAGAAGAAAGGGAAUAGGGUAUUUGGUCUUGGAACCGCAUCUAAGACUUUGGUUUCUGUAUCAAAGAAACCCUCAAGUCUUUCAAGUGACUCUCAAGAGGUUGAUGUUUUGAGAAGUCAAGUCCAUGCCUUAAAUGCAUCGUUGCAAAGACAAGAACAAGAGAAGAUGGUGAUGAGGCAACAAUUGCAUCGACAAGAAGAAAAGAUGGCCGAAGCAAAUAAUAAAAUUUCAUUUUUAAUGAAUCAUUUAGGAUUUGUUGGGUCUUCUUCUCAUCCACCACAACCCACUAAUGAAAGUGAUCACGCAAAUGAAGAUGUCGUCGAUGAAACAGAUGAAGAAGACCUUAGUAAUGAAUUUUGAUUUGUACUUUUUUUUCAUUUUGACUUAGUUUUUGGAUUGUAUUAUCUUUUU
Messenger RNA from Vicia villosa (hairy vetch), 1146 nucleotides. RefSeq lists its product as uncharacterized. The transcript has 5 exons. Bases 1 to 1095 code for a protein of 364 amino acids. The record is from RefSeq and is a predicted model, not a curated record. NCBI's taxonomy places the organism in Eukaryota, Viridiplantae, Streptophyta, Magnoliopsida, Fabales, Fabaceae. Gene Ontology annotation, biological process: transposition.